Molecule: messenger RNA, 7673 nt
Organism: Ostrea edulis (European flat oyster)
Lineage: Eukaryota; Metazoa; Mollusca; Bivalvia; Ostreida; Ostreidae
Product: serine/threonine-protein kinase H1 homolog
Exons: 3
Coding region: 4527-5759 (410 amino acids)
Biological process (GO): protein phosphorylation
Molecular function (GO): ATP binding; protein kinase activity
Source: RefSeq, a predicted model, not a curated record
UUUCUUUAUGUGACUCUAAAAUGAGACACAUCUGCAAAUUUUAAGGUAUACCUUGUUAAGGAAUGAAAGUACUCAUUUUUAUUUUACCAGUGCAGUUUACACAUUAUAAACCGCGAAUAUGAUUUUUUUUUAUGACGCGGAACAAAAUUGUUCUGGAGAUCAGGAUCGUUUAAGAAGGCAAAAAAACAUUUAUGUGAGCAAGCCCAAAAAGCCAUGUAUGGGGUUAUAUGAAAAAUUAGACAAUAUAUAAUCUAUCAGUUGAAUGUCAACUUGAUUUGUUCGAUAAAGUUGUUGCACCUGUACUUUUGUAUGGUUGUGAGAUUGGGGGUUCGAAAAUCUUGACAUUAUUGAGCGAAUGCACUUAAAAUUUUAAAAUAUAUUUUCAACUUAAAAAGUAGUACUCCAAAUUAUAUGGUCUAUGGAGAAACUGGCCGCUUUCCUUUAUAUGCAACAGUGUAUACAAGAAUGAUUUCUUACUGGGGAAGGUUAUUUUUAAAUCCAGAUAGUAAGAUUGUGUGUAGUUUGUAUAAGUAUGUACAUGAUCUAUUCUGUAGAGAAAGUCAUAAGAAUUCUUGGUUAUCUUGUAUUAAAAAUAUUUUUGAUCUUUGUGGACACUCCAAUAUAUGGAAUGAACAAGCAUUUUUUAAUACAAACUGGUUAAAAAUUACUGUUGAACGACGUCUUAAAGAUCAGUAUAUACAGAAAUGGCAAAGUGAUAUACGGGAGUCAUCUAAGGGUGAAACGUAUAACAUUUUCAAAAGUGAAUUUGGGUUUGAAAAAUACUUAAAUACUUUACCUAAAAAACUUCGAACAAUAUUUAUUAAAUUUAGAACUUCAAAUCACCAACUCCCAGUAGAUACUGGAAAAUGGUGUGGCACUCCUAAACCACAAAGUUUCAAAGUUGAAAGAACUUGCCAUAUCUGUAAUACGGGUCAGAUAGCUGACGAAUACCAUUUUAUCCUUGAAUGUAAGUUUUUUUAAUGUUAUAGAAGAAAGUAUCUGUGAAGAAAAUAUUGUCACAAACCUAACUUUUUUCAAAUUUUCAGAGUUAAUGUCAACUUCAGACCCUAAUGUACUUAUCAAAUUGUGUAGUUUUAUAUCUAAAAUAUAUGACCAAUUCUGUCCUCCUUAACUCAUUUUAUGUAUAUAAAACAACUCCCUGCUUUUUUCACGUGUACCUUGCAUAUAAUAUAUUCUAUUUGUAAAUAUUGUAUAUAUUGUACCUCAUGUACCAUAAUAUGGUGUGAGUGAAUAAAGUAAACUGAAACAGGAGAAUAUAAAAGAGAAGAGGGGUUAAAUGUUUUGCAACGUCAAUCCUGUAGGACUUCAUAUGGUGUGACUGAACGGUGACAGGAAAAAUGUUGAUAAAUUCAAAUGAACCAAUCGAAUUGCGUUUUACAAGUGAAAUUACAUUGUUUUAGGAUAAAUGAUUCCUAAUUUCAGUUGACCCGUAGAUAACUAUCAGCGAUAAAUAUUGCAUUAGAUUAUACUGAAAAACGUUAAAAAUAUUUUCCUUUUUUAAACGAUGCGAAACUAAUGGAAGGGUAUACGGUGUAGGAAUACUAUCAUACAGUGACGUAAGCACAGUGCCGGGAUUACAUUUCCUUUACCGCAAGGGACUUUCUCAUCUCAUUGCGAAGUCGCAGAUCGCAUGUAGUCAUGUAAACAGACAGGAAAAGCACGCCACAACGAUGGUGUAUAAAUUCAUUUCAAAUAAUAUGAGCUAAGAUAAAAGUAACAUUAUGGACUAUGGCUGCAGCCCUAAGGUUUAUAAAAAUAUAAUAAAAUUUCUGUCAUCGCUACAAAGGCUUAUUUUACUUUCAGAACGUGGUCAAUACUGGCAUAUAGAUUUCGGUCUAGUUGGAAUGCAAUGAAUUUAAGAAGAAACGAAGAAAGCAAGUCAAUACUGGGGGAUUGCAGGCACCUGCUUUCUGCACCUGUGUAUUGGAAAGGAAUUGCCCCCAAAGUAAACAAUGCACAGGCAAAACAAAACAGAACCAGUCUUUUAAUUCCAUAUAUUUAAAGGCUUUUUUCGUCGGGUUAAUUGAUCGUAUUGAUUGGAUUAAAUACUUAAUUGUUUCCUUGAAGAAAGAUUGAUGCUAAGCAAGCGAAAGUUCACAAUAAGUAUAAUGAACUGUCACGUUUUGUAAAUAUAAGUCAGGUAUGGUAUUUUAUAAUAGAAAUUUUAAAAUACAUGUAAUGAUAAUCACUCCAUUUACAUGGAAUUCCUAUCUUAUUCCUAUAUCGUAUUUCUCGAAUUUCGCCAACGUCCAGAAAGACUUGCACUUUUCACCAACAGAAAAUGUAUACAUGCAACUUUAGAUAAUACAUGCAAUUCAAAGAAUUUUACAAAACCUCUUAUUUGCCUUUGCAUAUGAACAUAAAAUUACUGCUUUUCUUACAAAUUUAAUCAAUUUAAAGUUGUCAUGUAUGUUGUUGGCACUGUACACCACUCUGAAAACGUGCACUGUUCUUAUAAAUUCACUGUGUUUAUAAAAAAAUAUAUAUAUAUAUUUAAGAUAGAUUAUGAACUUAUAAUUUAUAAUUUCAAAUGUUUUAUUCUAAUGUAUUGUAAUACAUACAAUAUUCGGAAAGACUAGAAUUUAUGGUAGAGGGUGAUAUAGAAAACAAGGCAUAGAUAAAGAUAAAUACGUUUAGAAAGAAAUCUAUGUAGACUUUACGUUAAAUUCAAAUACAUAAAUGGUUUUUAUUUUCUUUCUUUCUCUCAUUUUAGAACUUUUUAUUUAGAUUUGAAAAUUUCUUGAAUUUCAAAAAACUCUAAACUUCAGCUGAAACUUUGAAGUGUAUAUAAUCCAUCCAGGCUAACAAGAACAGAGAAAAAAAUUAUGUUUAACAUGACGAAUAUCCAACGAGCGUAUUACUAGAACGUACGAUAACGUAAAUGAUGACGCCAGAGACAAAGAAACACCGUAUUAUGCAACUUUCACAAACUGAGAAAUAUCAAUAACAUAUUAAAAUAUCUUUCGUGUUUGAAUAGCAUUGACCCUAGAACUUAUACCAUUAAAAUAGGAAAAACCAGUGAAUGAAAGCCAUAGAAGAGAAAAAUUACAGAUGGCGAUACAACUGAUGUGCCUAUCCCGACAAUCCCUGUUGAAUGAUAAAGAGAAAUAUUUCAACAGUACAAAAUUAGAUUACGUAAGAGUGAGAGAGAAAUAAAAUUAAAGAAAAACAACAACCAAUUAAAAAAAUUCUGUUAAAUUUUAUCAACAGCUUGAAAAGCCUACAAAUGUGUUGUGAAUACACAAAUAAACAUGUGAGUCAUACAUAUAUACACAACAUAAUCGCACAAUCCGCUUCUUCGUUCAGUUCAAGCAUUCAUCUAAUCUCUUGUUCGUAAAUUCUUAGCCAGGCUUAGAGCAAUUAUUUUCUUUUCUGAAUAAUCCCUGCGUUACGCUCUGAAGAGAACUGAAAUUACAGGGCGCGCUAAAUAUACAAAGAUUUUCGGUUACAUGGGAGUGUUACCUGAACCCAUGCAAUACAAGAUUUAACACAAUACACAAACUUAAGAAACAUGAACAAAAAUGUAAAUAACGUUUACCCGAGUAAAUAGACACACAAUUGAUCAACUAUGCGCUGGUAGGUUUAAAUAUUUUACGGGAGAGGGGGUUUAACGUGUUAUCGUGCACAGAUAAGAACCUCUUUAUUAUAAUGCAAUAUCUUAGUCUGCAAAAAGUUUUUUAUUGGAUUAAACUCAAUUGGCCGCCGGCAUGCCCCUUCGCAGUGUUGGGAAAACACGUGUACAGAUACACACAGCAUUGAAAGACCCCCAUUCCCUUAGCUUGGAAGAAAAUACCAUUGUAUUUAUAACUACCGGUGUGUAGAAUCAAUAAUACGCGAAUUAGCUCUCUUCUGAAUAAAACGUUGUGUAUUGAAUUGCAGAAGGUAACGGGCUACGUAUGGGUACACGGAUUAUCCAAUUAGCAACGAAACCGGCGCCACUGCUGCGCCAAACCCAUUAACUUGAAUAAAUUGAAGUGCAAUUAGACACACUGGUCAGCCGGGACUCGCAGAUAACUCUUACAAGACUUAUCGCCAUUCAUUGUUAUUUUUAUUUCCAAAGCAAACAGUUCCCCGUUGCCUUCAUGGAACCUCAAUAGUCGUUAUAACAACUUGUGACGUUGAACACACUCAGUCACGUGUGAAAGAUGGGUUUAUAUCACUCCGCAUAGCUUAAAAAAUCCAAAACAGCGAAAUUAACAUUUGUCAGGGUAGUGUUUAUGAAAUUACAUUUCGUAAUCUGUAAAUAAUUUAUUGACUCUGGUUGUAUUUAUUGCGAAAGUUGUAGAAAUGGGUCGAUAAAAUCGAACCGUGAAGAUUGGUUUCUUUUGUUGGAGCUCCACGACAAGUAGUGCUCAGGUCAGAAUCUGAAAAAUAUGGUGGAUUUAAUGGAAUCAAUGUGGAUUCUUAUAUCGUAACAGAAAAUCUCUUUUCCUCCCUUGAUUAGCACAAAUGGUCCCCUCAAAUUUCCCGGAGGGGAUGUCGAACAUAAAUAUUUUCGAUCUGUGAUGGGUUGUAUGAGUUCCAAAUUGGUGCCCGAGGGCCCUGGGAAUCAAUCAGUCGUACAAGUGUAUAACAAUGAGCGCAACAGAGAAUACAAUCACAGGAAUCCACAUCAGAAGCAUUCUAAAGACCCCAAGGAUUCUGUCGGUCCGCCGACGGACGGUCAGAAUGGACAGCGGAACAACAGAAAGGUGAAAAAGUACCGUGAUAAGUUUGAUCCACGAGUGACGGCCAAAUAUGAUAUAAAGGCAUUAAUUGGAAGAGGCAACUUUAGCAAAGUUGUCCGAGUUGAACAUAGGGUGUCCAAGCAGCCCUAUGCGAUAAAAAUGCUGGACAGAGUACAAGGGAGGGAAGUUUUCGAAUCGGAGGUAGCGGUCCUUCGAAGAGUGAAACAUAAUUACAUCAUUCAGUUAAUUGAAGUUUUCGAAACGAAGGAUAAAGUGUACAUGGUUAUGGAAUUAGCAACUGGUGGAGAAUUAUUUGACCGUAUCAUUGCGAAAGGCUCCUUUAGUGAGAAGGAUGCCACAAGGGUACUCACAAUGGUCUUAGACGGUGUGAAAUACUUGCAUGGAUUAGGAAUUACUCACAGAGAUUUGAAACCUGAAAAUUUGCUUUAUUAUCAUCCGGGUCAUGAUUCCAAAAUUAUGAUAACUGAUUUUGGUCUCAGUGCCACGAAAAAAGGAGCGGAUCAAUUUAUGAGAACCACGUGUGGCACACCCGAAUAUAUUGCACCCGAAAUCAUUGCCAGGAAACCUUACACCUGCCAAGUGGACAUGUGGGCAGUCGGUGUGAUAACGUACAUUCUACUUAGUGGUACUAUGCCGUUUGACGACGAGAACAAAACAAGAUUAUAUCGACUCAUCCUCAAGGCAAAAUAUAGCUAUGCCGGGGAGCAUUGGAAGGAUGUAACACCUUAUGCUAAAGAAUUUAUCGAUAGACUUCUUGUUGUCGAUCCCGAACAUAGGAUGACGUCAGAAGAGUCGCUAAAACACCAAUGGCUAACGAAUGCAAAUGCUGCCGGCAGCAAAAAUCUCCACCGUACGAUUAGCCAAAAUCUCAUUCAUCGUCAGUCUAUCCGAAGCUCCAAGAGUGCCAAGUCGACCCGCUCUACAAAGAGCAACAAAUCAAACCGUUCAGGAAGGUCCCUCCGAUCAGAGCAUCGCCGAGUUAUGCCGGAAGAAAUCGACGAGUUACAUCGUAAUCCAGAGGUGCAGGCCGACUUGAUGUCCAUUGGUUGAAAAUAUGUGGAUUUUGUUUUAUUUCUUCACAAUAUCAGGGUCAGUACCACACCGUCUACGUUUAUUAUAAGAGUCACGUGGUGCUUUGAAAUCAGUCGGUUUAAGAAAUUCGCCAUUUGGAGGGUACUAAAUGGUGCCAAUACUUUAAUUUCAAAGCACCUAGUUGAGAAAAUACAGUGCCUCUACAGGUGUCUGAUGCAUUAGUGCCAAACACAAACCAAUAUACUGUGAUAUGGUCUUUAAACUCGCAUUUUUACACUCUAUAUGAGCUGUGCAACUCGGGAUUACUGAACUUGAAAUAUUUCAAAAUUUUGUUAUUCAAAAACUCUAAUGAGAUUAACACAUAUCUUUAUAAUUGUUUUCUGCAGAUGAAAAUCUCCUGAAAGUAUUAACCAAUUUGGUUUUAUGUAUUUACCUGAUCAAAAGAUUUCUUAAUCCAAAAAUAAUACUUACUCUAAAAAUAGCUCAUAUAAAGUACAUUGCAGUGUAGUGCAAGUCAUCACAUUGUAAAUUUCCUCCCACCAAUCUAGUCACGUGAUUAAGUAUAUUCGAUUCCCUUUUCAAUUUCAUUACCUAUUUGACAUCAUCACCCUAGCACAUUCAUUAGAUGAUAAAGCUGUAAUGAAGAAAUGAAAUUACAGGGAAAAUUGGACUGUACUUAUAUUAACUGUAUAUAUGUAAAUUUCUGUUGAACAAAAUAUAUUUUGCAUUUAUGUUUUAUAUUUAUCAAUGUUAAUGAGCCAGGGAUUUUUACAUGGAAAUAUCUGACUAUAAUUUAAAAAAAAGAACGUAACAAAUUUUGUGAUGUCAUGUUCAUUUAGUUACAUAAUUGUUGAUCAUAUUGAUUAUGGAAAAUCGUAAAAGAGAACAUGUUCAUCUGUUAAAGAAUGGCAAAAUAUUGAGUAUUGAUGGUUUUAUGAGGGUUUUUUGUAGAGUAUUUUCUUUAGCGCGACGACUUUGCUGAAGAAAAUAUUAUCAACAUUGGUUUCCGCUGGUUGUUCACAUUUUACAUUUUUAUUUUGUACGUAAAGUGAAUAUUGCCAAUCUGACGGGUGUUACACUUCAUCAUUUCAAUAUAUCAACUGCUGACCUUUUUAUACUUACAAGUGCUACUGUUCUGUUUGCCUUUGUUAAAAUUGUUUUUAUUAAUCUUUGUUUAACCUUUCAAGUGCCAUGUUAAGGAGGAAGUUUAUUGAUGUAUUUUAAGAGAAAUUUGUUUAAAUACAACAGGUACUAUUUUUUUUUUAAAAUUACUUAUUGAAACCUUGUUACGUUUCGUUUAUAAGUGCUUAAAAUUGUCAUAGGUAUACUAUGACUAAAACCAUUGUUAAAAUUUGCGUGAAGGGCUGCAUAUACAAGAUAUAGUAAAACUGUAUGUUUCUGUCCCUUUCUUCACUUCGUAGUAUAGCUUAUUAUAUGUACAGUCAUAUGUUACAAAUAUUUUAUCAGCUGUUAUUUAAGCAUAAGUAUUAUUAUUUUUAUUUUUUGUCAGCCAAAUUGUGCCUUUACAGUGAAUUAUAUUGUUGUUUUAAGGCUAACCGUCCAAAGUCGAAAUAAUUUUGAAAGUCUCACUUUUCCGUUGCUUAGAGUCAAUGUAUACCGUCCUUAGUAACGAUAUCGAUAUUGCUUGUGAUAGAACAAUUUUACAAAAACUUUCUUACAGAGAGUGUAUGGAUUUUGAUGGAAAGAAUCGUCUUAAAAGAUCUGAUUUUUUCUAAUGAAUAUGGUAUCGUAGAGAAAAUAGUUUAUGUUUUUAUUUCAUAUUUCAUUAUCAACCUAAUGCCACAGUGUAGUGUUUUCAGUAACGACUGCAUUGUGACGACUAUUUGUUAACACGUAAUUGAAAUGUUUUUUGUAAGUCAUCUUCUAUCUCAAUAGAUGUUAUAAACUUAAUAAAACUGAUAUUAAUAAUGA